Molecule: messenger RNA, 2984 nt
Organism: Linum tenue
Lineage: Eukaryota; Viridiplantae; Streptophyta; Magnoliopsida; Malpighiales; Linaceae
Source: the annotation of a GenBank genome assembly
UCCCCCUCUGUAAAAAAAUAAAAAAAAUUCGGGGGCGGCUUUAUCUGAUUUUUUUUUUAAUUCUCUUCUUUACUUUUCUGAUUCUCUCUCUGAAUUCGGCACCGACGCCAUGCCCUUUCCGUCAUCGCCAUCUUCUUCCUUCAUCGUCUUCCGUCUCUUUCGCGGGGAAUAAUUAAGGAGUCUUUUUUGGAUUUCUUUCUCUAGGAGAAUUGGCGUUUCUUGGUUGUCUCUUGAGCUGAAUAUUUUGUACAAUCUGGUCCACCAUCAUUGUAAGGUUGAAGCGAGGAACCCCUGCUGAUGAAGUGUUUACACGAAAGUUGAUGAAUUGAGGUGUUCCAGUAGGGAGACUGUUCAGAUUGCCUGAUGGGUGUAAGCUAUUUAGCGAUUUCAGCAGUGUCGACUGCUUUGAGCUUUGUAGGUCUCCAGUAUCAGGCAGAGUUUUCGUUGGAUAAACUACGAGCCAAUGGGUUAAUUGGUGAGGAUUCUGUUAAUCUAGAGAAUGCCAACGAUGCCCUGGGGUUGCUAUUGGGGUCUUAUGCCACCACUGCAUUGCUGGCAAAUUUUCUGUUCAACGUGUUUAUACUGCUCAACCUUUGCCUUAAGAGUAUCUUCUUUGCGGACUUGUACCCUUCUGAAACUCGGAAACUUGUAGAACGUCUUGUCAAUUAUGUUAUUUACAAGGGAACCUUUCUACCUCUGGUUAUUCCUCCCACUGUAUUUCAAGUUGGGUUGUGGUUGAUCUGGCUGACAAUUAUGUGUUCUUUGAAGAUGUUUCAAGCUUUGGCUAGAGAUCGGCUCGAACGGUUGAAUGCCUCUCCUUCAGCUCAGCCAUGGACGUACUUUCGCGUGUAUUCAGCAUUGUUGUUUGUACUCUCUGUUGACCUUUUCUGGAUAAGGAUAUGCUUCGGGAUUUAUAAAACAUUGGGUUCGCCCAUGCUUCUGUUGCUGUUUUUUGAACCCCUCAGCAUUGCUUUUGAGACAUUGCAAGUAAUGUUCUGGAAAGCUAUGUUAGUCCACGGAUUUCAAUUGCUUGACAUUUGGCUCCACCAUUCUGCUGGUGACAGUGCUAACUGUCAAAGAUUCAAGUUCUUUGAUACCCUCAGAGCAGGUUCAUUGUGGGAGUGGAAAGGCACUCUUACUCGAAAUCUGGGGUUUGCCCUGGAUAUGGCUACACUGUUAAUGGCACUUGGCCAUUAUGUGCACAUAUGGUGGCUCCAUGGGGUGUCAUUUCACCUUGUUGAUGCAGUCUUGUUCCUAAAUAUAAGGGCCUUGUUAAGUGCUAUCAUAAAGCGUGUAAAAGGAUUCACCAAACUGAGAAUGGCUCUAGGCGCUCUUCAUGCAGCACUUCCUGAUGCUACAUCAGAGGAGCUACGGGCAUACGAUGAUGAAUGUGCCAUUUGCAGGGAACCCAUGGCAAAAGCAAAAAGGCUUCACUGCAGUCACCUUUUUCAUCUUCCAUGCUUGCGAUCUUGGUUGGAUCAAGGAUUAAAUGACAUGUACUCCUGUCCUACUUGUAGAAAACCGCUGUUUCUGGGUCGAGCUGAAAAUGAACCAAGUCCAAUAAAUAGAGAAGUGUUAAGCGAUGAGCAGCUCGCUCGCGAGAUAAGUGAGCGCCUUGAUCGACCAAACAAUGCGGGGAACAACUUUCCUGCUGGACCAUUCCCUAACCAAACUCAGAACCCUAUGGAGGGAAGUUCUUGGAGAAGUGCAGGGCUUGAUUCAAGUUGGUUGCCUCAAUGGCCAAACCAGGGUGUAGAUGGAGGAGCCGGCCCCUCAAACAAUGCUAUGAGAUCAGCUGGGUUGGGGAGAGUUCAGAUGAUGAUGAGACAUCUUGCGUCAGUGGGAGAAACAUAUGCCCAGACUGCCCUCGAAGAUGCUGCUUGGAGCCUAUGGCCUAUGAAUCAUCCUUCUCAGGGUAUGGCAUCUGGUUUGCCACCCAUCCCACCAGAUCCCACCACCGCGGGAAGAUACCCGGGUGGGGUGAGUGGUGGAGGUUUACAUAUGAGGACUCCCUCACGCCCUGUAAACGACAACAUGGCUAACUUGCUUGCUAUGGCUGAGACAGUACGUGAAGUUUUGCCUCACAUUCCAGAUGAGUUAGUACUCGAGGACUUACAGCGAACAAACUCGGUUGCUGUUACUGUGAAUAAUCUUCUUCAAAUGUGAGAUCUUACGACAAUGGCAUGUUGGGGACGGAGCAAUCUUCUAAGUGCAGAGUGAGCAAAGAACCUGUCCUCCUUUUUGUAGUAUUACUUACCGAGGCAAAGCGACAGGUUCGCGCGAGUUCAGCUGAGCUCAGGGCGUUAGAAAAAAGAAAGCUUUUCAGUUUCUGAUUACUACAAUCACUUCUUUUUGGUUUUUCUCUUCAAUUGCCUUCCUUCAUAUACCCAAAUGCCUGGCGGUGUAUAUAGGUCUUGUGUAUCUCAAUAGAGAAGCGAGUUUGUGUCUGUUACUACAUUGCUUCUGUUGAAUAGGGAGCAAGAAAAUCAUAAAGGACCGAAGUAAAUGACCAUUUGGGAGGCAAUAAUAAGCAUCAGGGGGAACACAACACAGGUGGCCCUUUUCUGGCCCCUCUCACUGUCUCUUGGUGUUUCGAUACGAGCCCUCUGCGCGCCCUUGUGGUGUGCUUCGGCUGUCACUUCGGAGCUUUCCUUUCAUGGCCAGUUGGAAGCAGGGCAGGUUCUUGAUGUUAUUCUAUAGUACUUGCAAGAUAUGGUCUAAUGGAAUCCUGUUUUUCUUUUAUCUCUCUUGUCGAUGAAUGUGUCGCGCAAUUGGCCGUUUUCAAAUCUUGUAUGCGGGCAUCUGGUUUGGUAAUUUGGACCUGGCUUGUUUGAUUCGAAUGUUUUGGCCAGUCUAAGAAUUUUCCUUUCCUUUCAUUUCCCUCAGUCCUGCCUAGUCCUGGUGCGUUUUCGACCUGUGGUGUUCAAUCUGACUUGACGAUAAAGUGAUGGUCUCAUUUCUCGUAUUGUUCGUGAAUUGGUCGG